UGCAAUUUCUUUUUUGUAUCUGUUUAUAACUAAUAGUGUUACCCAACUUUCUUAGUAGUGAGACGAAAAGAAAAAAAAAAGUGUCACUUUCUGCCAGAUUACAGCACCUUGUAGCAGCUGAUGGUCCUCAACACUACAGCUCUGCCAUUUGAAGUGUCUGCACUGAGCUCUGAGUGACAUACAUUCAAACAGUAGCUUCUUACCUUUUUGUCCAAAGUUCACAUUCCGUACACAUGAUGAGAACAAGUUAGAUAUCGAGAGGAGAAGCUGUGAAAUCUGUUAUAAGUCUGUCACUGAUCCUGCUUGUGAUUGAUUGAUAUGACAAGGCAGGCCUGAGAUGAACUGCCCAGACCUGGAAGAGUCCUUUUUACACCAAGAUUGGACCAAUGCAAUGAACCCUUUGUUUGAAGAGGACAGCAAUGGCAGCAGCAGCAGUAGCUCUGUAGGUUUGUCCAAGCUCAGUUUAAAAGCCAAUCAAAAUGAGGUCAAUGACCAUGAAGAGGAGGAAAAGAUGUGUGUGGUUUGUGGAGAUAAAGCCAACGGAUAUCACUUUCACGUUCUGACAUGUGAGGGAUGUAAAGGCUUUUUCAGACGUUCCAUGACCAAGGGACUCCAAUUCACCUGCCCCUUCACCCGGAUAUGCCCAAUUACCAAAGACAAGAGGCGCCAAUGCCAGGCCUGCAGGCUACAGAAAUGUUUGGAUGCAGGGAUGAGGAAAGACAUGAUAAUGACAGAUGAGGCACUGACAUUGCGACGGGCACUGAGGACCAGAAAAAAGCAGGAGCGCCUGCAAAGAAUGAAGCAAAUGGAGGGAGUGAAAUCACUAACUGAGGAGCAGAAGCAGCUUAUAUUCACUUUAACUACUGCACAAGACAAACACCUAGAGUGCAUUUUCACCAAGAUGGAUGAAUACUGUCCUCCUGAAUUUCAGUUAAUCUAUGAUAGUUUCUCAGUCUCCAGCUCACGCUCCCCAUCUCCCAACAGCAUGUCCCCUCCAAUGGACUAUUUGCAACUGCAAAAUAAUGACACAUUGCCUAAAGGCAUGAAGCUUACUGACCAUAUUGUGCAUUCAGCAGUGUUUGGCAUGGUGCCCCACUUUGCCAAUGUGAGCACUGCCAUGAUUCAGCAGGUCAUAAAAUUUGCCAAGGAGAUACCAGCUUUCCGAGAUCUUUCCAUCGAUGACCAGAUCUCCCUGCUGAAAGGUUCAACUAUGGAGAUCUGCCAGAUCCAAUUUAAUAUUGUCUUCAACUUGGAAAAUAAUACGUGGGAAUGUGGAAAGACCAAGUACAGUAUACAUCAUGCAGCCAUGACCGGCUUCCAGCACAUGUACCUGGAACCUCUCCUGAAAUUUCAUAUCACCUUCCGCAAAUUAAAGCUUCAUAGAGAGGAAUAUGUCUUGAUGCAAGCAUUGGCCCUCUUCUCACCUGAUCGUCCAGGAGUCAUAGAGCGUAGCUCUAUCGAUGAGAACCAGGAGAAGAUAGCACUAACAUUAAAAUGCUACAUCGACCAACAUCACCCACUUCCGGAAGGAAGGUUCCUCUACCCCAAACUCCUGUCCAUUUUGACUGAACUCCGCAGCCUUAACGAUGAAAACACCCGCCAGAUUCUCCACAUUCAGGAUAUGUCAUCAAAUGCUAUGACCCCACUCAUGAAGGAAAUUUUUUGCUGAAAUUGCCAACAUCUUUAGCAAUGAAUCUCACAAGUAUUUGCACAAGUUGUAGAAAAACAAAUGAACUGUAGAUCUCCCUGUACUGAGAGAGAUGGGUGGAUCACCAUGAGAAAACAUUUUCUACACUAGAAACUAAGCAGAAUAAGCAUUAUGGAUGCCUAAUUACACAAUGAGACAAGCUAAAGUGAUUUUGAAUUCCAAAAACCUCAUGUGCCUUCACUUUCUCAUUUAAUUGCACUUUACCAGACUGACCUUUGCUUCUGUCUUAACCAAGUGAACCAAAUGAACAGAUGGAAAACAAUGAAAUUCACUGAUGCAGACACAAUUUGAAACCAAUAGCAUGGUUAGGGCACAGAGAAUAAUUUGGUCAUCGACAAGGCCUUGAGGACCUAAUAACUUUUUGUGGCAUAGUCGAAUGUAAAUCCUGAAUGUGCACUUUCUGUGGAGCAUUUGCAAAACCUCAUGAUGAUAGAAGAUAAAAUGAAGUUUAUGACCGGCAGAUAUAAUUCUGGCCAUGUCUGGAUAGAUUUUACUAACUUUGGUGUAAUUUGUGCUAAAAAUGUAACCAGUGGACAGAAAGUAAUAGGCUUGGGCAUAUCAAUCUUAUUAAUCAAAGGAGGAUUUGAGCAACUGUUUUAUUGUUUUAUUUCUGAAACCACAAUCAGGUUGGUCAGUGCCAUCAUAGAGAACCACAUUAUAAAAUUUACAAUAUCUGAGAAUCCCCUAUUGUUCCAAAACAAACCAGAUUGGAGGGUAUUCAAAAAUCUACAAUAGGAAUAUAAGACUGUAAAAAAAAAACAAAUGCGUGCAUUGGAUUAUAUUCUGAUAUUUUUUCUCCUCUUGGUUACUUUUUGGUAUUUUUAAAAACUAUUUCAAACUCAACAAAACACCUGCGAUUGAAUAUGCUAGGCAGCCUGAUAUAGGUCAGUGUAAUUAUAGAACAUUUGAAUUUCCUACAUUCAGACUUGCUAAAAGGAGCAUUAAACUGCUGAGCACCACUACAAUAGAAUGGUUACUAUUCACCAUGAUAUUUUAUUUUCCUCCUUUUCAAAACAUUUAACCUAUUUUAACACCUUAACCCUUUAAGGACACAGCUUUCAGUUUGCUCAAUUGUUUUAUGACGGAAAAAUUCCGUCAUGUGUCCUUUAGAGGUUAAAGAUCCCAGAUGCUGAAGCUCCUCCUCUCUGUACUGUGCACCGCCAUCUUGGAGUUUAGGUAUUCUCACACCUUGUGACAGAAUCAGUGCACAUUUACAAAUCAGUGAUGUCAGCUUUUUGACAGCUUUAUCAUUUGCGUGGGAUUCGUGUGCAUAAUACGGCAUGUGAGCUUUACAUUUACACAAAAUAUAUUAAGAAAAGCACUCACCAAUAGUAUAGAGCAGUGCAGAAACUGCAAAAAUGUACAGCUCUCCUCUGUAUCACACAUCUUAAAAGUUGUCAGAAAACCCGCCAAAAACUUUACUGAUCUGUAAAUGUGUACGCUUUUGCUACAGUAGGUAAGAAUAUGUGUGCUCCAAAAUAGCGUCUCCCAGUGUAAAGAGGUGGCGCUUCACUGUCCGGCAACUUUAAAGGGAGAUGAAACCCAAAAAUAUUAUUUCAUGAUUUAGGUAGAACAAAUUUUAAAAACUUCCCAGUUUACUUCCAUUAUCAAAUUUGCUUCAUUCUCUUGGUAUCAUUUGUUAAAGGAGCAGCAAUGCACUACUGGUUUCUAACUGAACACAUGGGGUGAGCCAAUGACAAUCGGUAUAUUUAUGCAGCCACCAAUCAAUAGCUAGAACUUAGGUUCGUUAUUGCUCCUAAGCUUACCUCAAUAAACCUUUCAGCAAAUGAUAAUAAGAGAAGGAAGCAAAUUAAAUAGUAGAAGUAAAUUGGAAAGUUGUUUAAAAUUGUAUUUUCUAUCUGAAUCAUGAAUGUCUAAUUAUGACUUUACUGUUCUUUUAAGGAGUUAAAAUAGGAGAAAGUGCAUUUACUGGCUUUUUUCAGAUUAACACGAACGCAAAAAAUAAAUAAAUAUAUAUUUAUUUAUUGUCAGUGGGACAGGAGAACAAUAUAUAGUGUUGCAGAUAAUUAUCUUAUAUGUGUUUGAUUGCAAGUCUCCUAACAAGCUUAAGUCAUGCCAAGUAUGCAAUAUAAUCAUUGGUUGAAAUGUGGACGCAGCAUGUAUGAUACUAUCCGCUGAAUGAAAAAAAACUUUGAAUAAUAAGCUGUGCAAAUAGCCUAGCUAUAUUAUAUUACAGCAGUCAAAAUUUCAAUAGGGUAAAUGUCUGAAAACAUUUUUGUGAAAGAUGAGUUUGGGAGGGAUUUCCAUUGAUAAGAAUGUGAAUAGAUAAUGUGGUAAAAAGACCCUUUGAAAACUAUUGGAAAGCCUAUUUCUAAUAUAACGAUUGCUCUGAAUAUGAAAACAGGUUAUCACAUCGGUUUUAAAGGGAAAUGAAAUGCCUCUUGCUUUUGUGUAAAAAAAAAAAUAAAUAUGUGAUUGUUCCACGCUCCCUAGAAAGGCCAAAAACUAAGUUCUGUAACCUACAAAUCACACAGCUGGUUUAGGCAAUUUGCUGCAUUCUGUCGACGUUACAGGUUUUGCUUUUCGGCCUAUCUAGGGAUUGUGGGACAAAGCACAACAUUUAAAGUAAAAGUUAUUUAGGGUCCCUUUAACCAAUGUGGCAAGCUCUUCUACAACACAUAUCCCUAGUUGUGAAUAAAUUAUAUAGUAAUUCCUCUUUAAAAUGUGAAUUUUUCAAAGCAUCUGUGUUAACCGUUUGCUAUUCUAAUGCUAUAUAUCUCCUUUGUUCCCUAUGGGCAUCUUUCCUAUUAUUUUACUGUGAUAUAAGUGAUGAGUGCAGCUUUUAUCCUGUACUUCUUAGCAUCAUCUCUCAUUAUUACUCGUUUCAGCUUCAGUAUUUCCCAGCAACACAAUCCUAAGGGGCCCGGCUGCCUUAGGAGGUUUAGUGAUCUCUUAGCAGAGAACAACUGCUGGAAUAAAGCCUACAAGCUUCAAAAGCA
This is a messenger RNA of Bombina bombina (fire-bellied toad), 4668 nucleotides long. It is a transcript of the gene NR1I3, whose product is annotated as nuclear receptor subfamily 1 group I member 3. NCBI's taxonomy places the organism in Eukaryota, Metazoa, Chordata, Amphibia, Anura, Bombinatoridae. Gene Ontology annotation, biological process: positive regulation of transcription by RNA polymerase II; negative regulation of transcription by RNA polymerase II; cell differentiation. Gene Ontology annotation, molecular function: zinc ion binding; nuclear receptor activity; RNA polymerase II cis-regulatory region sequence-specific DNA binding. The transcript has 10 exons. Bases 338 to 1669 code for a protein of 443 amino acids. The record is from RefSeq and is a predicted model, not a curated record.